ACGUUCACGUUUUAUGACCCUUUGCUGGACAACAUGAUGAGCAUCACCCCUGUUGAGCAGUGGAGGAAGAUUCGACCAGCUGCGAGUCCAGCGUUCUCCACUGGGAAGCUGCGAAAGAUGAAUUCCUUGAUCGAGGACUGCGCAGUAAUGACUGCGGAACACCUGAAAAAGGCAGCGUCCAAUAGAGAAGACAUCGAUGUCAAACAGCUCUUUGGUAACUACACCCUGGAUGUCAUUGCGAGGUGCGCUUUCGCAACAAGGCUGGAUUCUCACUCUGACCAGACCAACGAAUUCGUCACUAGGUCAAGGCAGGCCUUCUCUGGACGCAUCACACCACGCCUUUUCCUGUUAUUCGUAUUCCCGUCCAUAGCAAAGAUGCUAAGACUUCGGCCCUUCAACUCGGACAUCUUUCUGUACUUCAAGCAGAUAUGUCAGAAUAUCAUUAAGGGCCGACAGGACCAACAAUCGCGCCACGAAGACUUUCUGCAGUUGAUGAUGGAUGCUCAGGAAGGAAAUCUUGCGUCUACUUCAGAAAAUACCAGUGAGCGUGACAAUCAGCUCUUCAACCUUGGCUCAGACGUGAAGCCAGAUACUUCGUUUUCGUCGAACAAGAGUAAGACGAUUUCAAUUUGUUUUAAAAGGGUCCUGAAGCAGCCAUCCGUGCUUG
This is a messenger RNA of Dermacentor silvarum, 667 nucleotides long. RefSeq names its product cytochrome P450 3A30-like. Gene Ontology annotation, molecular function: iron ion binding; oxidoreductase activity, acting on paired donors, with incorporation or reduction of molecular oxygen; monooxygenase activity. NCBI's taxonomy places the organism in Eukaryota, Metazoa, Arthropoda, Arachnida, Ixodida, Ixodidae. The record is from RefSeq and is a predicted model, not a curated record. The annotation marks the transcript as partial. The transcript has 5 exons.